AAUUCAACGUUGGGAUUCAUAACGUCUCUCUCUCUCUCAAAUCCAAUCAUUUCCUGAAAGACAAAAACAAAAACAAAAUAAAAAUCGCGUUCAGACACACUCACAAUUCACACACCAACACCACCAAUCCCCAAUCUCUAACUUUUCCCGAGAAAAUUAUAAUUUCCAUUCUCUUUUCUCCCUCAGAUUCCCGGAAAAUAUAGUAUUCACAACGUUAUAUUUUGGCACCGCCAAGCUCCAAUUCAAUCCGUCGUCGUUUUCGCGAAUUCCGAAUGCGUCGACUUCGGGUUGGAGAAUGAGUUCUCCGUGCUCUUCUUGUGGCUGUUUGUUGGCGUUCUUGGAUCUCUCUUCAAACCCUCCACAAUCUCCUGUCCAAUUUUAACUCUCUUAGCUGGAAUUUGUUUAUUUUUUGUGAAUUGUAGUCAGUUUAACUAUGUAUCACACAAAGAAAUUUUCACCGGCUAGCAUGGUGCCGCAUAAAUCUCAAGGUGGUGCUGAACAGCUUGCAAAUGCUGGGGUUUUGGGUGGAUCGGCUGUAAAAACUGCUGCACCUUCUGGGGGAAGUGGGAAGCAACGUUUAAGGUGGACAUCUGAUCUUCAUGACCGUUUUGUGGAUGCCAUUACACAACUUGGUGGACCAGAUAGAGCAACACCAAAAGGUGUUCUUAGAGUGAUGGGUGUUCCUGGACUGACCAUUUAUCAUGUUAAAAGUCAUUUACAGAAAUAUCGCCUUGCAAAAUACUUGCCUGAAUCACCAGCUGAUGGUAAAGACCCUAAAGAUGAGAAGAGGAUGUCUGGGGACAGCAUUUCUGGUGCAGAUUCUUCCUCGGGAAUGCCAAUCAAUGAUGCCCUAAGAAUGCAGAUGGAGGUUCAAAAACGUCUGCAUGAGCAGCUUGAGGUUCAAAAGCAAUUACAAAUGAGAAUUGAAGCACAGGGUAAAUACUUGCAAAAGAUCAUAGAGGAACAGCAGAAAUUAGGUAGUACCUUGACAACCUCGGAAACCCUCCCUUUGUCCCAUGAUAAGCAAAAUCAUCCUCAGUCAGAGGCUUCUGGAUCUAGUGAUGCCCUUGCAAGCACUGUGUCUCCACUUAAAAAACAGAGAAUCGAUGAUGGUUCCAAGGAAGGCUUCACUGCUUCCCAAGUAAGAAAGAAUGACAAUGUUGGUCAGUUGGAUCCAAACUUAUAUGAUGAUGCUGGGUUUGGAUUUGAUUUGGAGACAAAAAAGGAUGAAGAUAAUGAGAGUGGACAGUAAGAACUAGGAUCCAUUUGUAGGUCAAUGUGUCUCAUUGUAAUGUUUAGUGUAUUUUUCUGGUAGAAAAUACAAAUCAUGCUUUGUAAAUUAUAUUUCACGCAAUCCAUUUGUACAUAUUAAUGUAGAUAUAGAUGCAUUCUUCUCUCCUGGUUUGAAAGUCAUAGACACUGCACUCUCCAUCCAACAGAAAUGCUUUGACUUGCAUUACACGUGUGGUCAUGGAUGAUGAAUGUUGGGUGCAUGAUACUUAUCGAUGUUCAAGUUAUGAUCUAAGUCAAUAUCAAAGGUAUCAAUUAGCUGGUGACGACAUUGUUUGAUCCUUGUAGCUAACCUAAUCAGGGGAGAAAGGACUUGGUUCUUAUUGUUGGAGAUAGUAAUGACCAGCUUCCCUUUAUAUUAGUUAUUUAAUUUAAUUAUGUAUUUUCUUCGAGGUUAAUGUUGUUCAGCAUAUUUAUACUUGUGAUUGUGAUGCUAUCUAACCUAUGAGGCUAUGAGUAA
Messenger RNA from Glycine soja, 1750 nucleotides. RefSeq names its product myb family transcription factor PHL7-like. The record is from RefSeq and is a predicted model, not a curated record. The transcript is spliced from 7 exons. The coding region runs from base 434 to 1252 and encodes 272 amino acids. Gene Ontology annotation, molecular function: DNA-binding transcription factor activity; DNA binding. NCBI's taxonomy places the organism in Eukaryota, Viridiplantae, Streptophyta, Magnoliopsida, Fabales, Fabaceae.